Messenger RNA from Cylas formicarius (sweet potato weevil), 4834 nucleotides. RefSeq names its product putative fatty acyl-CoA reductase CG5065. The record is from RefSeq and is a predicted model, not a curated record. The transcript is spliced from 8 exons. Gene Ontology annotation, biological process: long-chain fatty-acyl-CoA metabolic process. Lineage: Eukaryota; Metazoa; Arthropoda; Insecta; Coleoptera; Brentidae. Gene Ontology annotation, molecular function: alcohol-forming very long-chain fatty acyl-CoA reductase (NADP+) activity. Gene Ontology annotation, cellular component: peroxisome. Bases 509 to 2140 code for a protein of 543 amino acids.
GACGUCUGCCGUCGCAGUCGACCCUGGAAACUCGCCCAAAUUUCAAAGCCUUCUAUAUUAUAUUGAUUUUUUCAAGAAACUAUUAAACAACCCUGUUUUGGGGCUUUAUUUUCGAGUUUAAAGACUGCGGUGGUUUUGGUUGGUGCGUGCGCGGGGCCCUUUUUAUCACGCCACUUAUGAUUUUGGUGUUCGUUUUCCAAGUAACAAACAUCCGUUUGGCAGACCGGCCAAAUACUAAUCGGUUAGGCACGCGCGGCACCGAACUGAACCCGCUCCGAAGAUGAGAUCGAAAACCCCGACGAAACUCUGUUGACGGCAAAACGUACUUCGCACACUGACACACAUAAAUUCUUCCGAGGAGAAACGGCACAAAAUUACCGAAAAAAUCGACGUAGUGUUCCAUUAGGUUAAACGACAUUUAGUUAAGGAUUACACUCCCCCCCGGUUUUCCGUUAUAAAUGUCCGAGUACCAGGGUUGACUCGUCGAAAGGGUUUGUUCCGCACGCCUAUGGUUAUACAGCGGCGCGCGACGUCCAGUCAAGUUAACAGCGGCAUAGUCGCGAUGUCUGCGAUACCGCACGCCAAUGGUACAGCGGCGUCCGCCUCGGCCAUCGCCGAGUUUUACGACAGCAAAACCGUGUUCAUUACGGGCGGUACGGGGUUCAUGGGAAAAGUCCUGUUGGAGAAGUUGCUGAGAAGUUGUCCCGGAGUUUCGAAGAUAUACCUCCUCAUCAGGCCAAAGAGGGGUCAGGAAGCGCAGGAACGGUUGCAGCAGCUCUUAUCCUCUCCGCUUUUCGAUGUAAUCAGAAAGGAACGGCCCGCGGAUUUGAGCAAAGUGCUGCCCAUCGAAGGUGACAUCACGCAACCCGAAUUGGCGAUAAGCGUCGCCGACAGGGCGACGCUCUCGCGAACGGUGAACGUCGUGUUUCACAGCGCCGCCACCGUGAAAUUCGACGAAAAACUAAAACUGUCCGUCACCAUCAACGUGCUAGGCACGCAGCGUCUCGUCGAACUAUGCAAACGGAUGACCAAUUUGCAGGCCCUGAUACACGUGUCGACGGCGUACUGCAACUGCGACCGAUCGGAGGUCAAAGAGAUGGUGUACCCGCCCACCAUCAGUCCGGACCAGAUCGUGUCGUUGGUCGACGCGCUGGACGAGGACCUGGUCGAUCAGCUAACCCCCAAGUUGGUAGGCAACCGGCCCAAUACGUACACGUUCACGAAAGCGUUGGCCGAAUGCUGGUUGAAAGACAACCGGGGCGAUCUACCGUUGGUGAUUGUGCGACCCAGCAUAGUGCUGUCGAGCAUGGACGGACCUUUGAAGGGAUGGGUGGACAACUGGAACGGACCCACGGGCAUCUUGGCCGCCGCGGGCAAGGGCCUGUUUAGGACGAUGCUGUGCCAAAAGGACAAGGUCGCUGACUUGGUGCCCGUCGACAUGGUGAUCAAUUUGAUGGUGACGUCGGCGUGGUGGGUGGCGACCAGCAAACCCAGCGAUUUGCCUAUCUACAAUUGCGUAACGGGUAUGAGGAAACCGGUGACGUGGAACAAUUUCAUCCAGCUCGGUUUCAACUAUUUCCGCGUCCAUCCGUUGUCCGGGGUCGCUUGGUACCCGAACGGCACUGUGACGUCAUGGAAAUCCGUGAACGUUAUCAAUAGGUGCGUUCUGCAGCUGAUUCCCGCCUACGUGUUGGACGCUGUCACGUGGCUGACGGGUGGCAAGCCGAGGAUGGUGAAGAUCCAGGACAAACUGACGAAAGCGGCCACGUGUCUGGAGUACUUUACGACACACGAGUGGCGUUUCGACGACGAAAAUGUGCGAAAGUUGAGUUUGACUCUGAGCGAGGUCGAUCGGAAAGAGUUUUGUUUCGACGUGGAGAAAAUCAACUGGGAGACCUACAUAGAGGCGUACGUUUUGGGAAUUAGAAGAUUCAUCUUCAAGGAGGAUUCGUCCACGAUACCGAAGGCUCGCAAACACAUGUCGCUCCUGUACUGGACGUACCGCCUCGUCCAGCUGAUCGGGGUGCUGGUCACGUGGCACUUUGUAUUCCUGCGGUACGCGCCGCUACAGCGGCUGUGGUCGAACGCUCUCAAGGUCCUGUUGCACUUAGCCAGAACGCUGCCAUUUAUACAGUUCUAAUAAUAACAAAUUAAGAUUAGACGGAUUUAUAAUAUAAACAGAAGAAAUUCAUAAAUAGGGGCUUUGGUAAAACUGUGGACGCGACCGAAGCGUACAACGGAGACAGUUAGUUGGUUUUUUGUCGAAUCCGCUCGGCGUAGGUGGCGCCUCGAGCGUCGACGAUCCGUGCUUCCAUCUACCGAGAGACGCACAACUAACCACGGGACGGGGGAGGGGGAUUUUGCUCAAGCGAAGGUGGCCCGACCAAUCCGAAGCCAACCGGCGACGGAGGGGCCAUCUUACGGCGGACGGGCGCACUUAAUUCGAGCGGAAUAGUAAGCAAGCGCCGUGGCUAUGUCGUGAGUAGUAAUUGUGUGUGGCGAAAGGGGAUGGACAGUUCCCGUUUUUACUGGUCGUCCUUUUUUGUCUCGUUUUUGUAUAAAGUGAUUAUUUAUUGAUUAAUAAAGUACGUGUCGUUGUAGAUUUUUUUUGUUUUUGAAUCGAUCGGUUAGUUUUUAAAACGUAGGCGUCGCUCAUUCCAAAGUUGUUCGUUUAGGAAUAGGUUGUAGAUUGUUCUGGUUGAAGAUAACGCGGAAAGAAAUAUUUUCCCUUCUCCGCCCUUGUACUAGUUUUACACUGACAAGUUUUUGUUCCAAUUUUCGUCGAUUCAGUAAUACCAACUGUAUAGGGCGAGAAUCCCCUCACAAACAAAGAAAAAGAAAUAUAAUAAGCCUGUAAUAAGUUACUUUCGGUUAGUUUAGAAGUUAUGAGUCUUGAUUGAAAUUUGUGUUCUUGUAGACGCUGUUUCUUCUAAAACUAUAAAUUCUACAUGAUGCACAUUUAAAUUUGUUUCGCAGCACUUGCGCAUUGAUCUCUUAAGCCCAUCGUUUCUUUCUAACCAGUGUUGUAUCUCUCUUUCAUCUUAUAAAUCAGCCUUCGAGCAGUAUAGUUGAAAUAAAUCAAGAAGCAAGGUUGGAAAACGAUAAAGGCGCGCAUCUAACCAAUUUAAAUAAAAAGAAAAUUUGUUAACUUAUUCUAAGGAAUUGGUCCUUAAAUGUCAUAUAUUACUCUCCACACUUUUAACACAUAAUUAAAUACUGGAUAUUCGAAAUAUUCGAUUAAUUUCACCAAUUUUAUAAGUUUAUCUUGUUCACUUAUGGCAUCUCUAUGUUUGUUUCCAUUUUCUCAAUUUUAUCAAAACUUUCUUUCGACAUCAGUGAAAUUGUACGAAAGUAGUCAGGGUCGUUUUAUACUCUCUUUUAAGCAAUUUUAACUCUCCUGAAUGUCAUUUUCUAACCAAGGUCUGACGCAUCACCGACUUUCGACGCUAGAUGGCAGCAAUUAUAUAGGCAAGGGCAGUAUUUCUUUUUCUAGUUCUUGUAUUGUAGUUGUUGCUUAAAUAUUUCGGUUAACACCUUUCGAAAGCAACAAAUACAGUCGAACAUAACCUCUAAAUGCUAUAAGUUGGUAGAAGUGUGAAAUGACAUUUUAAGACGUCAAAUAAAUUGGUGGAGCUGUUUGCCAGUGUAAAGUCGGUUUCGCCAAAAACUUCGUAACAGUAAAGCAUUGAACUUGUAAGAUCGGCAAUGGCAAUAAGUGAUUUUGAAAUUCAACAUUGUUGUCCACCUUGGUAGGUUCACACUCUUCAGAACAUUUGCAGAUAUCCCUGCCUCAGUAGCAAAAACAUAGUUUAAAUCGCUACUUAUGCAAAUGUUGAAGGACUCAAAUAGAUGGAAAAAUGUCCAUUAACAAACAAAACUGCAAAAAUCGAUGAAAAAACAAUUGAUUAAUUGUAAAAGCAUAGUAAACUUAUCAACACUGUUAACGUCACGCGUCAAGCAAUCAACACCAUAUAUGAAAUCGUUUUAUCUAUGUUAGUUUAUUUACCUGACAUUUCCAAUAUUGUAUUUUCCUCUGUCUCCUGUACGUAGUAAAAAGGAACAACAAUAGCAGACCUGAUUUUUGGUAGAGUGGCAAAAAAUUUAGUAGUCUGAAGGGAUUUUCUUGGGGAUGACAUUUUCCGUCGAAGCAUUUCUUUCUGCCUUAUUUGCAACAAACAAAGGAUGCCACCCGUAGGAGAAAUGAAGUUCCUACCUAAAUUGCCGUCCUCCACCCGAAUGUUCUAUGGGUUCUAAUUGACAUAUGUCAGAAUAUUUUGAUUCUAUGGUCAUAUCACGGACCACAAAAAUAAAUAGUUUUUCAUUUAAAUUCAAUAAAUUCGGAUUGAGUGCGUUAAAUUUAUCCGUUUCUCCAUAACUGGUGGUAUCAGUAGUCGGAGGCAAUGUUUGAAGUUUCACCAUACUAUAAAAACUAAAAUAAUGCAAAUAGUAAAAUGUAUUAAAUACCUCUUUUGACGGUAUUGUACUUUGAUAACAUUAAAUUAUUAAUUUAGAAAAAAGUUUGGAUUUUUUCGAAUAGCAUAAACCGAAAACAAUCUCCGGAAAAUCGUAUCUCAAAGAUUUAGGGGGCUUAAGAAGGAAACAAUUCACAUUGUUGAAAAAAUGGGCCAGAAAUUAGUCUCGCAUUAGUCUUUCCACUGAACUGUUUAAAAUCGCCGCUAGAGGCGACAACAAAUGUAGUUUUCAAACGCCGCUUUUUAUAGCCCCCCUUAAUUAGUGUUUUAAUUGUGAAAAGUUUUUUUGUAAUUAGAAUGUGGCGCCAAUAUAGCCACGGAACAGAGAAAAAACUAAAGCACACUUUCUGUGGCAUUUUUUU